AUGGCGCCUCGGAAAGCUCUCUUCGUCAUUGACAUCCAGAAAGAGCUGGCCGUCGAUCCCACAACCCGAGUCCCGCAUGCGGACCGAGUCAUCGCGUCCGCCGAGGGAACCCUCAACGCCGUCCGCUCGGUCAUCGAUUCCUACCGCGAGAAGAACCAACCAUCCCCAUGGGCGAUCUACUUCAUUCAGCACGAGGAGACCUCUGCGAGUGGGACACUGCUGAGAGGCAGCGAGCCCUGGGAACUGGUGUUCACCCCGCGGGUAGAUGUGGAGGAGGAAACCGUGGUCGCGAAGAAGACUGGCAACACGUUCGAGUCGAAUCCGACCCUCUCAACGCACCUCCGCAAUGCCGACAUCAACGAGAUAGUGGCCGUGGGUCUGCAAAGUGAAAAGUGCGUCGAAGCGACCUGCAAGGGGGCGUUGGCGGCGGGGUUCCGCGUGACUCUCCUUGCUGGUGCGCACUCAACGUACGACUCGGAUGGGAAGACUGCGACAGAGCUCGAGCGCGAGGUGGAGCGGCGUCUGUCGACUCGUGGGGCUCGUGUCUUGCGAUGGGAAGAGGCGGCUUCGCAGUGGGUUCAGGAGCAGCAUAAAUAG
This is a messenger RNA of Aspergillus uvarum CBS 121591, 597 nucleotides long. Its product is annotated as Isochorismatase hydrolase. The record is from RefSeq and is a predicted model, not a curated record. The transcript is spliced from 2 exons. The coding region runs from base 1 to 597 and encodes 198 amino acids. Lineage: Eukaryota; Fungi; Ascomycota; Eurotiomycetes; Eurotiales; Aspergillaceae.